This is a messenger RNA of Nanorana parkeri, 912 nucleotides long. RefSeq names its product synaptonemal complex protein 3 (gene SYCP3). The transcript has 8 exons. Gene Ontology annotation, biological process: meiotic cell cycle; spermatid development. The record is from RefSeq and is a predicted model, not a curated record. The coding region runs from base 1 to 723 and encodes 240 amino acids. Lineage: Eukaryota; Metazoa; Chordata; Amphibia; Anura; Dicroglossidae. Gene Ontology annotation, cellular component: synaptonemal complex.
AUGGCUCCUGGUAAGAAGUCAGGGAAAUCUGUAAAGGCAAUUCAAGAGGAGAAGGUGCUUUCUUACAAAUUUCAAGAAAUAGAACAAAAAACCCUUACUGGAUCAGAAGAAGAAGAAGAUACAACAGAAGAAAAGACUCCAGGUUUUGAGAAACAAGGAAAAAAACGUCCUGCAUCUGCUACAGAUCAAGAAAUAGAUGCAGAUCAUAUGGGUGGUGAAGUACAAAACAUGUUGGAAAGAUUUGGAGCGGAUAUUAGUAAAGCACUUUUAGCAAAGCGAAAGAGGCUAGAGAUGUAUACAAAGGCUUCACUGAAGACCAGCAACCAAAGAAUUGAACAUGUUUGGAAAACACAGCAAGAGCAAAGGCAGAAGUUGAGCAGUGAAUAUUCUCAGCAGUUUCAGGCAUUAUUUGAACAGUGGGAAGCUGAUGUACAUAAAUCAGAGGAGCAAGAAGAAAAGCUAACUAAUAUGUUCCGCCAACAGCAAAAACUUUUUCAGCAGGCCAGAGUAGUGCAGAACCAUAGACUGAAAACAAUCAAGCAACUGUAUGAACAAUUCUUAAAGAACAUGCAUGAUCUGGAAAAGAACCAAGCAAACCUUCUAUCCGGUGCUCAAAAUGAGCUCAGAAAGGAAAUGGCUAUGUUACAGAAGAAAAUUCUUAUGGACACUCAACAGCAAGAGAUGGCAAGUGUUCGAAAGUCUCUUCAGUCAAUGUUAUUCUGAUGGCUCCCUGAAGGAAUAACGUGUACCUAUUUAAACAUAUAAUUAAAGGAUUAUCCACCAAAAAGAACAAGCCCCAUUACCACUUCUGAUUUUACAAAGUUAAAUUAAGUUUGGUUUAUUUUCACAGCUAAAGAAACAUGAAAUGUUAAUGUGUAAAACCGUUUUGCUUUGUUUUUGUGUAAAGGUAGU